Molecule: messenger RNA, 390 nt
Organism: Naegleria fowleri
Lineage: Eukaryota; Heterolobosea; Eutetramitea; Acrasida; Naegleriidae
Exons: 1
Coding region: 1-390 (129 amino acids)
Source: RefSeq, a predicted model, not a curated record
AUGCUUUCUUGUAAACGCUUCUAUGAAAUUUGCAAGACGUACAGAUACCAAGACAUUCAUGUCCCUGGAGCAGGUUCAUUCACUUUCUAUCAAGGUGCUCCCAAUCAUUUCUAUCUCACCUUACCAAACCCUGAGAGAAAUGUUUCCAUGUACAAAAUUCCAACAAGAAAGCCUUGGUCUGCCAAUGACACAGACGUCUUGACCACAUGGUACAAGAUUCGUGUGGAUCCUGCGACCUUAAAUGUUCAUACUGGAGAUUUUAGAUUUGCCAAGUCUGUUGGGCGUUGCUCUCAUCAUUCGGUCAAUCAAACACAAAUCCCGUAUGCAUCAUGCUUUGGAUGUGAAGCCCCUGGUGUUGCUGAUGCUAAUGCAAUGUGCGAUUGCUUUUGA